Molecule: messenger RNA, 704 nt
Organism: Sinocyclocheilus grahami
Lineage: Eukaryota; Metazoa; Chordata; Actinopteri; Cypriniformes; Cyprinidae
Product: ribosome-releasing factor 2, mitochondrial-like
Exons: 4
Coding region: 9-629 (206 amino acids)
Biological process (GO): ribosome disassembly; mitochondrial translation
Cellular component (GO): mitochondrion
Molecular function (GO): GTPase activity; GTP binding
Source: RefSeq, a predicted model, not a curated record
UGAUUUGUAUGAUAAUUUCAGACACAUUAGAUCGUACUCUUGGAGACAAGAGGCAUGUUGUUACUGUGGAGCUCGCCGUCCAUGCUCUGAUGGAGUCUAGCACUUCCUGUGAUGUGACUUUUGAGGAGGAAGUAAAAACUCAGCUUUCUGCUGGUGUCAGAGAAGCUGUGGAAAAUGGAGUUGAGAGCGCAUACCUCCAAGGUCCUGUGCUGGGUUUUCCUGUAGAGGGAGUAAAGACCGUUAUCCAGCAUGUAAGUUUGGAGCCAGGCACUUCUGCAGCCAUGGUGUCAGCCUGCGUGUCCCGCUGCAUGCUCAAGGCUCUGAAGCUGGCUGGGGGGCAGGUUUUGGAGCCGGUGAUGGCUCUGGAAGUGACUGUAGGCGAAGAGUAUCUGAGUCCUGUGCUUGCAGAUCUCGCCCAGCGACGCGGUACUGUAUGCGACAUCCAAAGUCGACAGGAAAACAAGGUUUUGCUGGCUACAGUACCUUUGGCUGAGAUGAUGGGCUACUCAACCGUUCUGCGCACUUUGACCUCUGGGAACGCUACCUUUUCUCUGGCGCUUUCCAGCUAUGAGCCCAUGAACACUCAGGACCAGAAUAUACUGCUCAACAAGAUGGCUGGACUGGCUUAAAACAUUAACAUUCACCAACUGAACUGGGCAGUGUUUCCCAAAAGCAUCGAAAGCUUAAGUACACCGUAGACCCAU